UUCAAAGGAUAUCGUUUUCAUUGGGCACUCAAUGGGUCUGAUCCAAAUAUAAGGUAAGGUGAAAAAACGCUUUAUUCUGCUACGAAGAACUUGUUGGAACACUACGUUGUGAAAAGUUCAAAUUCUUACUUACAAUGAUGGAUAAUCUCCAGUUUCAAUGAGUUAAUUUUUUUGAGAACAGGACAUAAUAGUCCUAGUUAUACAGCGGCUUUGACAGGUCAAAGUUUUGAGCUACAAUAUUUUCUAAAAUGCAUUGCAUCCAACACACAAUUGCGGUUUUUUGCCGCGUUUGUCAUAGCUAUUUCCCCAUUUUUUCACAGGAAUUUCAAAAAUCUCCUUCGACUUCCUCAUACAGUGAAUACUUUCUGGAGAGGAUCAUUAAGCUUUCUUUCUUGAAACGCUGUUUAAUACUUUCAGUUAAUUGUAACAUUAUUUCAUUUAGCUACUUGUAAAGAGGAUUCCACAUGGUAUGACAUGAGUGUUAACAAAUGUAUCUCCCUUGUUUUCAUGAAUUGAGAAGUUUGUACAAUGGUGCUUCCUAUAAAAAUAUGGAUGGCAGGACAGUACUGUACCUGAGUGGAGCCAAUCGUUCCUACGCAGAAACCCCAGCACUCCCGAUCCGAGUUAUCAGCUUUAGUAUCAUGUGUUGGAUAAACGUUUUGAGCCUUUCAAGUGAUCAUCCAGUUCAUAUCUAUUCUGACUGGUCAGAACCACAUCAGUUCAGAAUCUUUAUUUAUAAAAGUCAUAAAAUUUGUGUUAAUCUGCGAAAUUCUUUUGGUGCAAAACGUGAAAUGUUUAAUCUCUGUGACGGGUAAGUGCUUAAGAUACAUCUCUUGUUUUCCUACGUAAUAUUAGUAAAUAGGAAGAGACACGUAGAGCAUUCAAGUGUGUAUCCCAGAGCGAUUUACCUUCCUAGGAUGUAUAUUGAGAAGCGGAGAUUUGUGCAAAGCCUCAUUCCCUUUUGUGUUCUGUUCUCUCAUAAUCAAAGGAAGAUCAUCCCCAGUAAAUGGAUGCACGUGGCGUUCACAUGGAGCCGAGAUAGAAAAGAGGGAAUUCUGUACAUUGAUGGAAUUAAAGAAGGUAGCAAGAGUGUUUCUAAUGGUCCUUUAGACCUGAUCGAAAAUAAUCAUACAGUUUUCGACAUUGGGUUGAAACGAGACAGCAUGCAUUUUCCGACUUUUGAUGGAUACAUGAGAGAUCUCCUAGUGGUUGAUAAAGCGCUAUCAGGAGAUGAAGUGAAAUACAUGAAAGACAUACUUUAA
Pocillopora meandrina is the source of this 1262-nucleotide messenger RNA. Lineage: Eukaryota; Metazoa; Cnidaria; Anthozoa; Scleractinia; Pocilloporidae. The record is from the annotation of a GenBank genome assembly.